AUGAAAUUAGUAGAUUAGAAUAUAAUACUACACUUUCUUCUACUUUUUGUGUUAAGCUUGAUGAAGCUACUCUUAACACCAUCGGCACAGAUAUUAGAGUAAUGGCCAAACUGAUUGUUGAUGAAAUUGAGGAAGGAGAUGAAUUCAAAUAG
Molecule: messenger RNA, 152 nt
Organism: Dentiscutata erythropus
Lineage: Eukaryota; Fungi; Glomeromycota; Glomeromycetes; Diversisporales; Gigasporaceae
Source: the annotation of a GenBank genome assembly